GAGGGCCGGGGGCGUGUGGGGGGGUGGGUGUUCGGGGGUGGAGAUGUAGAAGAUGUGACGCCGCGGCCGGGCCGGUGCCAGACCAGCCGACGUUGUACCACGGUUGCUGCCGGAUCGCGGGCGCUGCAGCUACGGCAGGCGGCCCUCCCGAGAGCGGCGGCCGCGGAGACACCCAGCCCUAAACCCCAGCUCCCGCCCCGCGCUCUAGGGCAGCGGGAGAGGGAAGCGGCGGAGCGGCUCCAGGCUGGGGGCCCGCGGGCGCGGCCGCGCGCUGCCGGGCGGGAGGCUGGGGGGCCGGGGCCGUGGCCGUGCCCCGGACCGGGUCGGGGGCCGGGGCCGGGGGGCGGCGGCUCCCCGCGCGGCUCCAGGGGCGCGGGCGCCCCGGCAGAGCUCCGGCGGGGCCAUGGCAGCCGGGAGCAUCACCACGCUGCCCGCUCUGCCUGAGGACGGCGGCAGCGGCGCCUUCCCACCCGGCCACUUCAAGGACCCCAAGCGGCUGUACUGCAAAAACGGGGGCUUCUUCCUGCGCAUCCACCCCGAUGGCAGAGUGGACGGGGUCCGGGAGAAGAGCGAUCCUCACAUCAAACUGCAACUUCAAGCAGAAGAGAGAGGGGUUGUGUCCAUCAAAGGAGUGUGUGCAAAUCGCUAUCUUGCCAUGAAGGAAGAUGGAAGAUUACUGGCUUCUAAAUGUGUUACCGACGAGUGUUUCUUUUUUGAGCGAUUGGAAUCUAACAACUACAAUACUUACCGGUCAAGGAAAUACUCCAGUUGGUAUGUGGCACUGAAACGAACAGGGCAGUAUAAACUUGGACCCAAAACAGGACCUGGGCAGAAAGCUAUACUUUUUCUUCCAAUGUCUGCUAAGAGCUGAUCUUAACGGCAGCAUCUGAUCUCAUGUCACAUGGAAAAAGACGUAUAUUUUUGAAAUUUGUUAAUGAAAGAAAAGAAAAAAAAAUGUGUACAGCUAUCUGCUCAGUUUGGAUGAAUGAUCAGAUAACCUUUUUAUCUAAGAGUAAACAUUUAACCAUCGCCUUACUAAAGAAAAGCAACAAAAAUUCCCGGAAAAUGUAUAGACUUCCACCUUUUGUAUUGCAUUUUCCUUUAUCCACUGAAGCUUACUUAGUGCUACAAUCUUUUUCAUACAUUUGCUUCCUUGGAAAAGAGGCUUUUAAAAUUUGCAUGUUUUCAUCAAAUAAGUUUUCUUAUGAAAAUUAUAAACAUUAGAAUAUUAAAGUCAGAUAUUUAGUUAACCCCAAAUGUCCACUACUUUUUAUUGUACGGCACACGUUAUUCUGCAUGUGCAAUUUACUUAAAAUUUUUAAAAACAUGUAACUAUGGAUUUAAUCCAUUCUUGUCAUAGUUCUGUAAUUGGCUGGCAGAUCCUUAUGAUAGAGUUUAUAGAACAAGCCUGUGUAAACUGCCGGAAGUUCUUCCAUGGUGAAAUCAAUCUUGUCAAAGCCUUCUCUGUACCCAUAGAGCAGCAGCCUAGCAACUCUGCUGGUGAUGGGAGUUGUAUUUUCAGUCUUGACCAGGUCACUGAGAUCCAUCCAUUCACACCUUAAGCAUUCGUGCUGGCAAAAAUCUAUGGUGAAUGAAUGUGGCUUUAAGCGACAGAUGAUAUACAUAUCUGACUUCCCAAAAGCUCCAGGAUUGGUAUGCUGUUGCCGAAUGCUCAG
This is a messenger RNA of Lutra lutra (Eurasian river otter), 1676 nucleotides long. It is a transcript of the gene FGF2, whose product is annotated as fibroblast growth factor 2. Gene Ontology annotation, biological process: fibroblast growth factor receptor signaling pathway; animal organ morphogenesis; cell differentiation. The record is from RefSeq and is a predicted model, not a curated record. Gene Ontology annotation, molecular function: growth factor activity; fibroblast growth factor receptor binding. Gene Ontology annotation, cellular component: cytoplasm. The transcript has 3 exons. The coding region runs from base 404 to 871 and encodes 155 amino acids. NCBI's taxonomy places the organism in Eukaryota, Metazoa, Chordata, Mammalia, Carnivora, Mustelidae.